AGGAAAUGAAGGUGCUACCUGCCUCUGGCCUUGCUGUCCUUGUCACAGCUUUAAAGUUUGCCACUGCAGUCCCCACCCUAUCUGCAGCCACCCCUAGGACCUUCAGGAGCAGCUACCACCUCGCACAGGACUACCUUGACAAGUAUUACACACACAAAGGAGGCCCCCAGGCCGGUGAGAUGGUGGCGAAACAAGGCAGCCCCAUGGUCAAGAAGAUUAAGGAGCUGCAGUCUUUCUUUGGCCUCCAAGUCACUGGGAAGUUGGACCCGACUACGAUGAAUGUGAUCAAGAGGCCCCGCUGCGGCGUCCCUGAUGUGGCCAACUACCGCCUCUUCCCAGGUGAACCCAAAUGGAAAAAAAAUAUUUUGACAUACAGAGUCUCUAAGUACACACCUUCCAUGAGUCCUGCUGAGGUGGACAAGGCCGUGGAGAUGGCCCUGCGUGCUUGGAGCACCGCCGUCCCUCUGAACUUCAUUAGGAUAAGCUCUGGGGAAGCCGAUAUCAUGAUAUCCUUUGAAACUGGAGAUCACGGGGAUUCCUACCCAUUUGAUGGGCCUCGAGGGACUCUGGCCCAUGCAUUUGCACCUGGAGAAGGCUUGGGAGGAGACACGCACUUCGACAAUGCUGAGAAGUGGACUAUGGGGAUGAACGGGUUCAAUUUAUUCACCGUCGCCGCUCACGAAUUUGGCCAUGCUCUAGGCCUGGGGCACUCCACAGACCCCUCAGCACUCAUGUACCCAACUUACAAGUACCAGAACCCCUAUCGGUUCCACCUCCCCAAGGAUGAUGUGAAAGGAAUUCAAGCACUAUACGGACCCCGGAAGAUAUUCCCAGGAAAGCCCACCAUGCCCCAUAUCCCGCCUCACAAGCCGUCCCUCCCCGACCUCUGUGACUCCAGCUCAUCCUUCGACGCCGUGACGAUGCUGGGAAAGGAGCUUCUGCUCUUCAAGGAUAGGAUUUUCUGGAGAAGACAGGUGCACUUGGCAGCAGGGAUUCGGCCCAACACCAUCACCAGCUCCUUCCCCCAGCUCAUGUCCAACGUGGAUGCAGCUUAUGAAGUUCCUGAGCGAGGCAUUGCUUUCUUCUUCAAAGGUCCGCACUAUUGGGUCACACGAGGAUUCCAGAUGCAAGGUCCUCCCCGGACAAUUUAUGACUUCGGGCUGCCAAGGCGCGUGCAGCGAAUAGAUGCUGCGGUCUACCUCAGGAAGCCCCAGAAGACGCUUUUCUUUGUGGGAGAGGAAUACUACAGCUAUGAUGAAAGAAAAAAGAAAAUGGAAAAAGACUAUCCAAAGAACACCGAAGAGGAGUUUUCGGGAGUGAGUGGCCAAGUAGAUGCUGCUGUAGAGUUAAACGGCUACAUUUACUUCUUUUCAGGACCCAAGACGUUCAAGUACGACACAGAGAAGGAAGACGUGGUUAGUGUGGUAAAAUCCAGCUCCUGGAUUGGUUGCUGAAUCUGCAGGGUUGGUCUCCUCACAGGGACGGAGAUCACUGUGAGCAGCUGAUGCCUGGACAUUAUGGACUAAGCAGAGAGCCCGAACACUCUUGCCCGGCCUUCAGCCCUAAGGGUGAUUUAAAGUUCCUUGAAAACAAUAACAAUUCUAUUGCUUUUUCUAAUUAUUCAUUUCCAAUUUAAAUCCAAAUGAGAAAUUAAGCCAUCUUUACUCAGAAUCAAAUAAUACACCCUUUGGUUAAACAUUCUUUUUUUUUUUUAACCUACUGUGUUAAAACAAAUUGAUCAGUUUGGUUUCUAUUUAUAGGAAAAAAGACUGCAUACACACACACACACUCACACAAUUCUUUCAUUAAGAGAGGUCAUUACCACACAAAUUAUAAUUAUCCUUUAAAGGGGGCUAUGGUCCACUAUGAUGAGUAUAAAUGUGCCUAUUUACAUGUUGAAAAUGUCACUAACAAAAUGCAGCACCAGGUCCGUUUCUUGGUUUGGGUUGCUCUCUGGUCCCCUCACGGGUCUCUGAAGUGGGGUCGGUAUACAAACAUUCAAAUUAAUUUCCAUGCUUACCAACAGCUGGACACUCUGCAACAGGGAACCUUUCUAACAAAACCUAAUAAAAAUUAUUGUAUUAGAACAGUUCCUCAUUUCUCUUUUCUGUUAACAUUUACUUGCCCUUAUCAGGCUUUAUUUGGCAACAAAUUCUGUGUACCUGUAGAAAAUGUAAACAAUAGUAUCAUAAGCACACCGAGCCAGGAAAACAACGCAAUCUGACCGAUGUCCUUCUUCCUGGUAGCGCCUCUGCCCCCAGGGGGAGACAUCUUUGAUCCACCUGUUUCUUCUGAAUAGUUUUCUGCAUAAGGAAGUUUCUGUCCUUCUAGUUAGUGGGUUUGUUUGUUUUGUUUUAUCUUUUUUAUCCAAACUAAACCUUUUUCUUCUCAACUCUACCCAGUUCACAAUGUAGACAUAAUUAUGAUUAUCAGUCUUAUAGUUUUUAAAACUUUAGCCUCUAGAAUUCUAGAACUGUUCUAGAGAAAACCUAUAUUUUAGGAGUUCUGAAAUGAGUGAUUUUUACUUUAUAGCUACAAACUGUUGUUAGCAUAUUAAACUUGCUUCACAGAUUCAUUAAAAGAUUUAAUAACAGUUACAGCAAGCAUUCCAUUAGGUUUCUAUUACUGAAAGUCAUAGUGCAUAGCCAGCCAGAUGUUGACUAUUGAAGACAACAUCUGGUAUCUUUGCUAAGUCCAAGGUGCUCAUAUUAAGAAGCAGAACUGUUUCAUUUUUAUUGCAAACAUUUUACUAUCAAUAAGCAAAAAACUGGAGGCUAAAGGGAUGGCUCAGAGGUUAAGAAUGUUUGCUAUUCUUGCAGAGGACCUGAGUUCAACCUCCAGAACCCAUUACCAUCUGUUAGCUCUACUUUUAGGGCAUCUGAUCCUCUCUUUGGCCUCCUUGGAUACCUGAACAUAUGUGUGCAUAUUGACACACACACAUAUAAAUAAAAAUAAAAUAACUUCUUUAAAAAACAAGCAAACAGCAAAGUAGUGUGUCGGGUCCUCACAGUGCUAAACAGAAGCCCAGCAAUUACACAACUGUGUAUAUACCUAUGAGAAAUUAAAACACAAAAUCUUGUACACAGAUGUUCAUGGCAGCAAUAUUCACAAUAGUCUAAAGUGGAAAUAUGUCCAUCACAUGGUACAGGCAAGAAUAAAAUGUGGUAGAUUCAGACAAUGGGAUGUUUAGAAAACCAUAAAAGGAAUGAAGUGCUGAGACAUGCUGCAAUAUGUAUGAAGUUUGAAAACAUCAUGCUAAGUAAGAAGGUAGACACAAAAGAGCACAUAUUGUAUGAUUAUAUUUAUAUGAAAUGUUGAUGAUAGAAAAAUCCAUAGACAGAAAAUAUGUGAGUGCUUGUCAGGCAGCAGGAUGCCAAGCAGCAGGAGACAGGUGUGAUUGGGAAUGUUCUAGAACUGAUGGUGGUGGUUGUACAACUCUGUGACGAUACAAAAACUGCUGAACUGGACAUUUUAAAUGAGUGAAUUAUGUGUUUAUAAAUUCUGUCUUGAUAAAGUUGUUAUAUUAUAAAAACGCAAAUAAGCAAGGAGAUCAAAGCGAUGUGGUGAUCCAUGAAAUUCCUGCAACUUGGGAGCUGUGACGAGAAGCACAGAGCAUUGAAACAUCGCACUGAAGAGAGCUGGUGCUGAGCAGCAGAUGGAUGCUUUCCUUCUGCACAGCACUACCCAGGAGAAGGAAGCCUGCAGAUGCUGCCCUGCAUACAGGGAUGUUCCUGGAAGCAAGGACACAUGUGCUGUGGGGACAGGCUGGCUGCAUUCAAAAAUCAAGGACUUGUUUUCUGCUGUGUGAUGUCGCUAAAGUUCUCUGAUCUCUUCUUGAUUUCCUCCUUUGCAAGAUAAGAAUAGCUCUUGAACUCCUGGGGACAUUUAGAGACUUAAAAUAUGACUCAGAUUAUACAAAGUUCUGAGAGCAGUUCCUCGUAUUUUGAAAGGUUUACUAGUUGUCAUUCAUAAGAUGAUUGGCUAAUUUUGUUCUGAGACAUUGUGGAGAAUUUGGAUUUCCCUUGAGAUCUCACAAGAUCUGGUGACAUGUAACAGCAGCACAUGAACUGAUAAUUGGUAACCUGGAAUUUUUCUUCUUUAAAUUUCAGAUUAAAUCAAAAACUAGAAAAUAUACUGACUGUGGCCAACCCCUAAAAAUUUCUAUCAGAUUGUCAUCAUUCCCUUGUUGGAUCUGAGGAGUCCUGGAUCUCAGCUAUAGCUCUUGUACACUCUGGGAAGAUGCGGGCUCUGAAGAAUGAGACAGUCUUUGUGUCAUUACUAAUGGAACUGACCCUAUGAGAGGCGAGACAUAUGAAGAAGUAACUUACAGCACAUACAGUGAUAUUCCCAUAUCUGAGGGCUUCUUACCCACAGACUUGCCAAACAGGGAUAAAACAGUGAGAAUCAGUUGCCCGUAUAUUGAGUAUAUGUGUCUUUAUCCUCUGAAAUUAUACCAUUCUGCUACCUA
This is a messenger RNA of Myodes glareolus (Bank vole), 4468 nucleotides long. RefSeq names its product matrix metallopeptidase 20 (gene Mmp20). Lineage: Eukaryota; Metazoa; Chordata; Mammalia; Rodentia; Cricetidae. The record is from RefSeq and is a predicted model, not a curated record. Gene Ontology annotation, molecular function: zinc ion binding; metalloendopeptidase activity. Gene Ontology annotation, cellular component: extracellular matrix. Gene Ontology annotation, biological process: amelogenesis; collagen catabolic process; proteolysis.